Ctenopharyngodon idella (grass carp) is the source of this 975-nucleotide messenger RNA. RefSeq names its product osteocrin (gene ostn). Gene Ontology annotation, molecular function: signaling receptor binding. Lineage: Eukaryota; Metazoa; Chordata; Actinopteri; Cypriniformes; Xenocyprididae. The coding region runs from base 160 to 564 and encodes 134 amino acids. The transcript is spliced from 5 exons. The record is from RefSeq and is a predicted model, not a curated record. Gene Ontology annotation, biological process: hormone-mediated signaling pathway.
UCGCGACCACCGAUUGGAGUGGAGAUUCCCGACGAGAGCCUAUAAAACCGGGAAAGACAACAGCAGGAACCAGCAAAGGCAGAGAACGUGAGAAAUUCCAGGAACUGCACGGUGUCCAUCUGUCCGUCCCUGUGUGACUGAAACCAAAUCAGAUUAAGGAUGCUAGGCUGUGGAUGUGUGCUGCUCUCUGGUCUGCUGACACUGACCUUGUUCCACUGCAGUGUGGAAAGUCUUCACAUACCCCAAGAAAGACCAGAGUAUGUGGAAUCAUCUGUGGUGGAGGGCCGCAGUGUCCAGCAAGGCCAAACCGAGCAGAAGACCUCAGGAGCCGUGAACGCUAAACACCUCCUGCACGACCAGCUGGUCCGACUGGAGAACGAUGUCAUCGAGACCAAGAGGAAACGGAGCUUCCCCGGAUCCAACACGCCUCUUGACCGCCUGUCAAUCAGCACCAUGGAUCCCAAAAACAACAAGCAAAGGAAGGUGGUUGAGUUGCCGCGGCGACGAGUCAGCGUUCCGAUUGACCGGAUUGGCGUAGGUCGUCUUCCCAACAGCCGAGGAUAGACUCCGCUUUUGACCACGCCCCGACAAACAGAGGGGAAUUUCACAGGUAGAUGAAAUGCAUGAUAAGCACACCAGCCGACACAACUCACUAACCACUGAAAGAUCUCCGCGUUCUCAGAACACUUUUAAUCAUCGCUUCUCCAGAGCUGUUCUUUCUCAUUGAUUACUGACUUAAACUUUCAAUGUCUGAUCAAACUGUUUAUUUCCAGUUCGGAUCCAUCCGUUUAUGAUGUCAGAGGCAUUAGCCAAUCAGAGAGGAAUCUGCUCAUAGCUACAUUGCACAUCUCAAUAUUUACUCCAGUGCCUCACGACUUCUCGCUUGCUGUAAUGUACUGUACACAACUAUUGUCGUUUUCUCAAUUUGACUGAAGGCUUUUCAGCCUUGACAAUAAAACAGAUGAAAUUCUACAA